Messenger RNA from Ostreobium quekettii, 340 nucleotides. The record is from the annotation of a GenBank genome assembly. NCBI's taxonomy places the organism in Eukaryota, Viridiplantae, Chlorophyta, Ulvophyceae, Bryopsidales, Ostreobiaceae.
AUGGCUGGCGAGGUCAUUGGGCUCAUCGACAUCGCCGUCAACUGGGGCAAGGAGAUAAAGGCUACGGUGGACGCCGCGAAGCACAACAAAGAUGCCUGCAGGGACAUUGGGGUGCGCGUCGCGCUGCUGGCGGAGCUGGUCGAAAGCCAGAAAAAGAAGCCCGAGCGCGAGUUGGAAAGGCUGAAGGCGUCGGUUCUGCGCGUGUCGGAGGACCUCGAAAAGGCAAAAGAUUUUCUCAAGAUGUACAACAGUGCGAGCUGGCUGAGGCGCCACGCCUUUGCAAAGGACUACAAAGAUGGGUUUUCAGCUGUGGGGGAAGCCCUGAGCAUUUCGCGUUCAG